AUGUCAAAGAGAACCUCUAAUUUUCGUUCAUCAACAUCAUCAUCUGGUAAAUCUAAACAGUUUGAUGUGAACAGUGUUUUGGAUAGAACUCCUCUAUCAAACAUUUCAAAUGUUAUUGAUACCGGUGAAAGGCGAAGAAUCCGAAAAAGAAUACUUGAGAGUAAGAGGUCGAAGAAUAGAACUUCUUCUUCAAAUGUUGGUGUGACGUUACGUGAUAAAGAAAACUCAUCUCACGUAUCUAAUGUUACAAAUCAGAUAGAUAUGACAAUCCCUUUUCAGAGAAGUGUAGAUGCUACGCUAUCUUCAUAUAUUAAUAAUAUAGGUGAUUUUGACAGAAUUCCUCUAUCAGCCAUUUCUACUGUUAUUGAUACUGGAGAAAGACGAAGUAUCCGAAAAGCAAUAAUUGACAAAAAGAAGGGAAAGAAAAAAACUUCUACUACAAACGUUGAUGUCGGCAUACGUGGGAAAGAAAACGUAUCUCAAGUCUCUAAUGUUACACAUAAUAUAAAUACGACAAUCCCGUUACAUGGAAGUCUGAAUGGUAUGCCUGCUUUACUUGAUACAAACUUAUCCCGUAAUGAUAAUUUGCAAAACAACGAUGUAUCCUUAUGUACCCCCGGCGUAUAUUCGAUUAACUCAAAUAUCUUGACAUAUACCAAUUCGACUUCAACAUCUAACAGAACAUCACUUAGUAAGUUAUCAGCCAGUAAGCGCAAACUGAAGCACAAGGCACGUGAUUUAUCCCCAGUAGUUAUGCAAAGUUUGGAAUCGGGUGACCCUAGCGAUGCUGAAAUUUUUGUUCCAGAUCCUUAUAAAGGAAUUUCAAGUGAGUACAUGGAUCAUGGUGAUCAAGUUGUUAUAUGUGAUAUUUGUCAUGCCAAGUUAUGGACUUCCGAAGGUGGAAAAGGUCGAUUGACAUUGGGCAAGUUAUGUUAUGGUUUAUGUUGUGGAUAUGGGAAAGUUGAGCUACCACAUUUAAAGGAGGCAAAUCCGUCGUAUAAAAAUUUGUUCCACAUGUCCGAUCAAAGAAGCAAGUUCUUCUUAAAGAAUAUCCGACGAUAUAAUUGUAUGUUCUCUUUUACAUCAAUGGGUGGAAAGGUUGAUUCCAAAAUAAACAAGGGAAAUGCUCCAUUUAUAUACCGAAUUAGUGGUCAAAAUUUUCAUAGCUUAGGUAGUCUAAAACCAGCUAAUGGCAAGCAAGCUAAGUUUUCUCAACUAUACAUAUACGAUACUGAGAACGAGGUAUAUAACAGACAAAGUGUAUUGGGGCAACAUGUAACUUCACAUGAACAGGAGUUGGACGUCGAAAUAAUUGAAUACCUUAAAGAUUUUUUAGAUUCCCAUAAUGAGUUGGUUAAAUCUUACAGAAUGGUACGAAACCAUUUUCAACAAAAUCCUGGAGCAAACCUUAAGCUCCGACUUAUUUACAACAGAGACAAAGAUGGAAGAACUUAUAAUCUGCCAUCCUCGACUGAAGUAGCUGCUUUGAUUGUCGACGAUUUAGAUGCUUCUAUUGAUCGUCGUGACAUUUUUGUUGAAACUCAAUCUGGUAUGCUUAAACGUAUUAGUGAGUUACAUCCAUCAUACCUUGCUCUUCAAUAUCCUAUUUUUUCCCGUUUGGUGAUGAUGGAUAUAGAAUCGAUAUUCCUCAUAGGGAUGGUGUAA
This is a messenger RNA of Helianthus annuus (common sunflower), 1665 nucleotides long. RefSeq lists its product as uncharacterized. The coding region runs from base 1 to 1665 and encodes 554 amino acids. The transcript has 9 exons. The record is from RefSeq and is a predicted model, not a curated record. NCBI's taxonomy places the organism in Eukaryota, Viridiplantae, Streptophyta, Magnoliopsida, Asterales, Asteraceae.